Molecule: messenger RNA, 10427 nt
Organism: Hypanus sabinus (Atlantic stingray)
Lineage: Eukaryota; Metazoa; Chordata; Chondrichthyes; Myliobatiformes; Dasyatidae
Gene: cd99l2
Product: CD99 molecule-like 2
Exons: 12
Coding region: 237-1097 (286 amino acids)
Biological process (GO): positive regulation of neutrophil extravasation; homotypic cell-cell adhesion; T cell extravasation
Source: RefSeq, a predicted model, not a curated record
UGUCUGCCUGCUUCCUCCGCACCCAGCCUCUGUGCCGAUGAUCUAACGUGCAGACGCCGAGCGUCACUCGGUGUCAGAGGGCCGGUGAGUGAGCAGCUGCCUGCCUCGCGGCUCCAGUAACCCGAAACUUCCAACUCGGUAACAGCUGACCUCGGCAGCACCUCCUCUCUCCACCGUCCCACGGCCUGUCGACUUCCUCCAGCUAGCUCUCCGCCCUCACAGACAGCCGCCUCACCAUGGCAAGCGGCCCGACAGUCCUCCUGCUGUGUGCCGGUGUCACCCUGUUGCUAGGGCGAGUUUUAGGUGAUAAUGAAUUGAAUUUGGAGGAUGCCCUCUCCGACGAUACCACCUUGAGGCCAACUCCUGAGAAACCUCGCAACCCUUCAGGUGGGGCAGGUACUGGGAACUUUAAUAUCGAAGACAUGUUGGACUUUAACACCCCUACAGACAAGCAAACAACCAAACCUCCCAAGAGAGUGACAACCACCAAAGCACCAAAGAAAGGAGGGGGCGAUGGAGAUAUUGGCCAGUCAGAUUUCCUUCAAACUACCAAAUCACCUCAUAAAACCACCAAGGCACCUAAUACCACCAAAAAAACACCAAAGAAGGGCACAAGUGACCCUAGCCUUGAUUUUGACCUGGCCGAUGCCCUUGAUGACAGCAAUGACAACGGCAAAGGAGGUAAAGGUGACUCAGAUCACCCUCGCCAUCCACGCCCUAAAGGAAACAAUCCAGGCUCGUCUACGUUUUCAAAUCAAGAACUUGAAAACGUGUUGAAAAACAGUGACUAUAGCCCUGAUAAGAAGAAGUCAGAUGGCCCUUCUUCGCCUUCCAAUGAUGAGGAUCAAGUGGCCCUGCCUGAAACAACAAUCGCUGGGAUCGCCAGUGCUGUGGCAGCCGCAUUGUUGGGGGCCGUGUCCAGCUACAUUGCCUACCAAAAGAAGAAGUUGUGCUUUAAAAUGCAAGGGAGCCUGAAUCAGCCCUACGUGAAGGGGGAAAGUGCAGAAGCCGGGACGAUGUCUGAGCCACAAGCUGAGAGGAGCCUCCUGGAGUCACAGCCAGAGAAGCCGGCAGCAGAUAAUGCAAAUCCGGUCUAGAUCACCGUGUUGAAAGCAACAGCCUUUACCUGGAGACCAACCUCUGUUUAAAAUCUGUCUUUUCUUAAUUCAUUUAAAGUAAAAUGGAAAGUUGUUACUUAAAGCCUUCAAUAGGUCAUUUACAUCUGUGUUAGACUAGGUAUGAAUUAGUAGGUAGACGAUGUACAGUAUUGGUGUAGGUUCCACGUUAGAAGUAAUGGACAAUGGGAAAGUGACUUGGAUUGGAGAAACUCAGCAAGAUUCGUGGCUCGUUUAAAGCAUGUAGUUUAAAGAUUUCUUUCUGAUGUUUUAUAAAAUGCUAACAUUGAUUGAUGCAGUAGCAGGGAAGAGGGUGAAUGUGAAGGGGUACCAUUCAAAUGAACAUCUUGCAUUGGUUUACAUAUAUCAGAGAUGGUGACUGAAAUAAACAAAUGAUGUAGUCGUUCCAGGCACCAGCCUGUCCUUCAAAACAUUUUACAAUGCUUCGUAUAUGAAAGAAUAUGCCUAAGAGGCCAUUGUUGUAUGUGCCUCCACCACCAUCCCUGGCACCCACCACUCUAUAACUUACUCCACACACCUCCUUUGAACUUGCCCCUUCUCGCCUUAAACAUAUGCCUUCUAGAACAUAGAACGUUACAGCCUUUUGGUCUAGACUGUUAUGCGGGCCUUAUUACCUACUUUAAGGUCAAUCUAGCCCUUCCCUCCUACAUAGCUCUCCAUUUUUCUAUUAUUCAUGUGCCUAUCUAAGAGUCUGUUAAAUGCCUCUAAUGUAUCAGUCUCCACCACCAUCCCUGGUAGCGUGUUCCCCACACACACACAGUUCUCUGUGCAAAAUAAGAUAAUGGUAUUAGACAUUUUGACCUCAGGUUCUGGGGGAAAGCAGCUGAAAGUGAACUCAAUGAACAAGAUCUGUAAAACGUUCCAUGUAAACCCCGAGUCCUCCCCACAUCUCAGAUAUUGAGAUCAGGCCAUCGAAAGCUGAACUUUACAAGCAAUAGUCAGGAGCUGCCACCGAUUGCAAACUGCACACUAAAUACCAACAGAUAGUGCAAACGCUGCAUCUGUCUGCUAAAUCCUGCAAUAAUAACCUCUGCCUGAAUUAUUGCUUCAAAUUUUACAUGACUGAUAGGGUGCACCUUCAGAAGAGCAAUGCAGAGAGCAGUUUCCUUGUGUAUAUAUUUUCCAAAAGACUGUGUUCAGCACUUACUCUGUGACUGGUUGGGCAAUUAGCCUGGAUCACAGCCUGCUGCAUUCGAUGUGAAUAUCAAUCAGUUCCCACCACCAAAGGACAUAAACCACCACACUGUGCAAAUACCAGCACACAAUUUAUCAUGUGUAAAGACUUGAACCUGCUGCUGUGUGAUCCCCUUGAGUUUUGUUAGAGAGACAAUCUACGUUAAUUCUGAUUUCUCCUACACUUUCUGCAGCUAUCAUAUUUACAUUUUUUUGGGAGGGGGGGAUGUUUGCCAAUUUAAAAGCAGUGUUGCCAAUUUAAAGGAAAAUACUUAAGGGCACAUGCGAAGUUGUCGCUAAAAGGCACUGCUGCGCUAACGAUCCCACAGGGUACAAAACAGGAACAUAGGGUGAGAAUAAGCCACUUAUUCCCUCAUCUCUGCUCAUUCAAUGAGGCAAUGCCUCAUUUGUGACUGAUCCCUGCGUACCUGUCUUUGUCCUCCAUACCUUUGCUUAGCAAUAAAAUAGCAAUCUCAGAUUUAGAGCUAACAAUAAAACCAUAAGGAUUAGGCCAUUCAACCCAUCGAGUCUGUUCUGCCUCUCCAUUAUGGCUGAUUCCAGAAGCAAGUUUAUUAUCACUGACGUGUGCCAUGAAAUUUGUUACUUUGCUGCAGCAGGGCAGUGCAAUAGAUAAAAAUAUAAUCACAAAAAGAAAUACAGUGGAAUUGGUUAAUUGGGACACAUCAGGACCAGUACAUUUUGGUCCAUUCAAGCGGCUGCCCCAAUUAGCUAAUGUUUCAUGGAAAUUUAGUUAAAAAGUUAUAAAAAAAGACAAACUGAAUAACAAAUUAUAUAUUUAAAUGAAGUAAGAACAAACUAGAACUCUACCAAUAGUACUAUAAAAUUGUGUAUUAGUUCUUAAUAGUUAUCGAGGGAGGAAUUCAUCCAGUGUAGGCAUUGAACUAAAUCAGUGCAGACACCUAGAGCAGAUAAUGGACUGCUUUCAUACAAUGCUUUAGAUGAUUGCAUCCUCUGAAUCUUCACUUUCAUUGUCCAUACCUUCCAAUUCUUCAUAAUUCCUAACUUGUGGAAGUAGUGAAAUUGUUUCAUUUUCAUGCCCAGCCAUUUCUGGCAUCUCCGAGCCUCAAUACUUGAAACCGAGCCUGGAAAUGGUUCUGAAUUGUCUUGCUGCUUAAUUCCCACUGACUAUCAAUGACAGAAAGCACUGACUUUUGAACACAUGUAGCUGACGCUAUUGAAAAUUUUGCUGUAAGUGUGGUGUAUUCUAAAGGCCACACGAGUCCUCGUGACUGACACUAGUUCGAGCCUGUUCGGCAAGAAUUCCCUACCCCAGUUAAGCGGCAUGGUGCCCUAAACAAAUGAAGGGAAUCCCCGCAAUUUUCUUGGUCAGCUUUUGUCCCUUAAGAACUGUCCCAAAUAAGUGGCUGUCUGACUAACCAUUGGCCCAAUUAACCAGAAUCCAAUGUACAUAUUGUUAAAAUUGAAUUCAAUAAGUAGUGCGAAGAUGGAGCAAAAAGAGCGAGGCAGUGUUCAUGGGUUCACUGUCCAUUCAGAAAUCUGAUGGUGAACGGGAAGAAGCUGUUCCUAAACGUAGUGUUGAACAUAGAUUAUCCCUCUCAACCCUAUUCACCUGCCUUCUCCCCAUAACCUUCGAUGCCCUGACUAAUCAAGAACCUGCUUUAAACAUACCCAAUGACUUGGUCUCCACAGCAGUGUGUGACAGUGAAUUCCAAAUACCAAUCAAGAUGGCAUCCACGGCCUUCGGUGGCCAGUAGUUUGAGACCUUUGUCACUUUCGGCCCAUCUAGUCCAUGCCAAACCUACAGAACAAAUUAACAACACCGUUGGGUACAUUUCAAAUAGAGCAAGCAGAUGGUAAACAAUUGAAGUGUUGCACCCAGAUCAUAAUUCGGCGGCACGUAGCUGGGUGGUUCGCGCGGCGUUUUAUGCCAUAGAUGACCCAGGUUCAAUCCCUGCCUGUUAAGAGUUUGUACUUUCUACCCAUGACCAUCUAGGUUUCCUCCCACAGUCCAAAGUCUGGUUGGUAGGUUAAUUGGUCUUUGUAAAUUGUCCCGUGAUUAGGCUGGUGUUAAAUUGAGGGUCGCUGGGCGGUGUGGCUCAAAGGGCUGGAAGGGCCUAUUCCACGCAGUACCUCAAUAAAAAAAUUUUAAAAAUAAAUAAGUAAGCCCUCCAUGCCCCUCCCAUCCAUGUAAUUAUCCAAAUUUCUCUUAAAUGUUGAAAUCAAGCCCACAUCCACGGCUUCCAAUGGCAGCUUGUUCCACACUCUCACCACCACCCUGAGUGAAGAAGUUCCCCUCAAACAGGUCACCCUUAACCCAUGACAUGCGUAGCCUAAUUCACACAAUGCCCAGCCUGACAGGAAUCAUAACAGAUGACUGUUCUUUGUAUUGUCUACUCUUAGAUAAACAGAGUCCUUUACCUUACAAGCAAGUUGAUAUCGGAUCCUGUAACUGUCAGUGUUUUAGUAAAACUGUAACUCCCCAAAAGUAAGAUUGCCUUUACAUUUCCGCCUUGAAGUUAAUUUCCAAACACCACCCCUCCUAUCCCGCCACCCCCGGAUAACACCCGCUUCGGGUGCCCCAGUCAGAACAAAGCGAUUGCUUGAAAAUCGCACUCCCCAUGUUGAGCUGUUUGUUGAGCUGUUUGCUGACUUCGCAGACGGCAACAGUAAGCAACAGAGGAGUGGGACGUUCGCAGAGCCUCCCCAUCUCAUUUGUAGCUCCGUGGAGCCAGUAACUCUUGCCGGUGCACUGCAUAUUGUAGGCGGCAGAGCUGUGGGAUGAAUACCAAGUGGCCAAGUUCUCUGUGUUGACAACACUUCAAUUGUUUGUCAUCUGUUUUCUCUGAAACAUUAUCUCGAAAAGCAUGCAGUACAACAAGGCUUUUAACUUGUAGGGCUGUCAUUAAGUUUACUAUUUAGAACAAGGUUGUUUAUUUAGAGCUAGACCUCCAUGUGAUCAAAGUUUUGGUUAAAACGAUAGAUUUUAAUCCUUGGAAAGAACGGAAGGCUCCACAAGGAAAAGUUGAAUAGUUUGUUCCCUGGCUUACUUUGUUCCCUGGAGCGUAGGAGAAUGACGGGAGAUUUGAUAGAGGUAUACAAAAUUAUGAGGGGUAUAGAUGGGGUAAAUGCAAGCAGGCUUUUUCCACUGAGGUUGGUUGUGACUGGAAGUAGAAGUCAUAGAAGUAGGAGGAGGAAAGUUUAAAUAUUUAAGGGGAACCUGGUGGGGUGAAACUUACUUAUUCAGAGGCUGGUAAAAGAAAGCAAAUAAUUUGAGGAACUCCGUGGGCCAGGCCGCGUCGCUGGAGGGAAAUGGACAGGCAUCUAAAGAUUUUAGCACAAAACCUCUGCUGUCCAUUUCCCUCCAUAGACGAUUCCUGAAUUACUGAGUUCCUCCAGCAGUUUUGUUUUGUUUAAGCUUAUCUAGGAUGUGUAUAACUUUAAUGAAGGUAAAGUAAGAGCCGCACACAAUAUCUCCAUGUCCCGCUUGAAGCAGGAAUCACCAGAUAACUGUCAGAAGCAAGAACCCUGCCUGACUUCCCCACACCUCAGGUAGAAUCACCUGGAGGCUGAGCACAAACACAUCCUCGUGGGCUGAAGCCACCAGGACCGUGUGAGUGACCUUCACUGCCAUUGCUUCUGGAGAAUUGCGUUAGAUCUCCCACCUGCUGGGAAACCAGCCUUAACUAUGGACGCUCACCAACAGCAAAUCACACAAAACUGAGCUGGUAACUUUAAUGCAACAACUGAAGAUUCUGAGUUGUACUUUCAACCGUGUUAUCAACUAACAGGCGUGCUUUUUUUAUCGAUAGUUUUCCAUAAAUUCCUAACACAAGAGAUCCUGGAAAUCCAGAGUAACACAUACAAAACGCUGGAGGAACUCAGCAGGUCAAGCAGUAUCUACGAAAAGGAGUAAACAGUCAAUACUAAAGGCCGAGACCCUCCUUCAGGACUCCCCAAAUGUCAAUUCUUUAUUCCUUUCCUAAUUUCCUCCAUCAUUUUGUAUGUUGCAUAGUAUUUUAUUAUUUUCCUAUAGAUGCCUGCAAAAAAAUGCAUCUCAAGCUAUGGUGACAUAUAUGUACUUUGAAAAUAAAUUUACUUUGACUAAACCACUUGUUUAAAAAAAACUCUGUUGUAAAGCACAUUCUAGAAGCGAGCCAUUUAACAGCCUCCCAGACAUUAAUACAGGCAAAAGGCAGGCAGGCAGGCUAUUCAGUUGAUGCAAGAAGUUACUGCGGGUUAAUUUAGACCUUUUUCCAUAUGGAGUGCAGCAGAUUCUGAGCUGUAACGGUAGAGCAGCAUCUCAGCUUAUUAUGUAUUCUUCCCUCUGCUUCAUUAUGGGGAAGAUUUAUCAGUGCCCGCAACACUGCAGUAAAGCUGGAGAAACUGGUGAGCGAUCAAUAGUUGUGUGACAGAGAGACGUUGGAAGCUUAAGGCUUUCAAGAGUGCAGAGUCGAUGGCGAGCAGUUGUCCUUUAAAGAGUGGAGAAAAGAUAGAGAGAACAUAUUCCUCAAGGCUGGAGAAAAUGAGACCAAGGGCAGUGGUAGUAAUUUCAGAGAGUCAUGAGGGGGUUACAGUAGGGUAGAUUAGUCUAUCCAGAUCACAUUGGCUCUUUACAGUCCCACUAAUUCUACUCCCCCAAUCUCUUUCCAUUGUAAACCCUGUAAUUCAUUUUUCUUUUAAGUACUGACCCUUCUUUAAAUGCCACAAUUAGAUCUGUCUCUGUUCUCCAAAUUAGUGGUAGGUCAGAUUAGGUUAGAUGUUAAUGAAAUAUUAUAUCAGUAUGCUACCUUGAGAUGCAUUUUCUUACAAGCAUUUACAGGAAAAUAAAGAAAUACAAUAGAACUUAUGAAAAAUUAUGCAUUGAAAGCUCUCCUGUUCAUUCACCUAGAACAAAUCAGAAUCGUAAGUUGUCGUAUUAGAUAAGUUAACAGCUCCCAAACGAGAAAAUCUGCAGAGGGGAUGCUGGAAAUCCAAAGCAACACACACAAAAUGCUGGAGGAACUCAGCAGGUCAGACAGCAUCUAUGGAAAGAGUAAACAGUCGACUUUUCAAGCUGAGACCCUUCUUCAGGACCUGAACGUUCUUGGCUCGAAACGUCAACAGUUUACUCUUCCACAGAUGCUGCCUGGCCUGCUGAGUUCCUAUGGCAUUGUGUGUGUGUGUGUUGCCAGCUUAGAAUCAGGACCAGGCUUAGCAUCUGUUGCAUAUGUCAUGAAAUUUGUUGUCCUUGCAGCAGCAGUGCAAUGCAGUACAGGAUAAUAGAGGGGGGAAAACAGUCAAUUACAGUAAGUAUAUACAUAUUAAAUAAUUUAAAUGAGUAGUGCAAAAAUGGAAAUCUUUAAAAAGCAGUGAGGUCGAAUGUCCAUUCAGAUGGCAGAGGGAAAGCUGUUCCUGAAUCACUGAGUGUGUGCCUUCAGGUUCCUGUACCUCCUUCCUGACAGUAGCCAUGAGAACAGGGAUUUAUCAUGUGGAAUAAAUACAGGAACAUGUUCUAUCACAAAUGGGCCAUGGUCUUAUCCUGUAUGCUUCUUAGCCACCUUUUCAAUCUUUCCUGUUAGCUAUGAAUAUUUACCCCAUUAUUUCAAAAUCUCUAGGGGAAUAAAAUCAUCUAUAACUUUGAUGGAACAAAUGCAGAGAGAUGAGCAGCACAAUUCCCAGUGUUUGGCACUGACAAUGAAUGCCAAAUUUUCCAACUUAAAGUAUCCUUCAUAACUCUUUGGUAAGACCAAAUUUAUCUCUGCAGUUGUAUUUUUGGCUGCAGUCUUAAUAGAGCACAAUCUGAUCAUUUUGUAAUUCAAAGGGUUUGAUUAAAUCCAAAAACCUGGGCAAGUCUUGCUUUAUAAAAAAAAUAGGUUUAAAGUUUAUAUAAGGCAUUGAAUUUAGCCACAUCAUAAGCCUUUGAACCAGGCUUUAUAAAAGGGCUUUAUACAACAUUACAGCCCUACUAUAUGUAAGAUACAAUGGUAGUUCCACAUUCAUAGGCUUUAAUUAUUCUUAAAACUCUUAAUGAAUUGUGUAUAUUUUGUUAUAUUCUUUACGAAUCUUUGUUAGUAGAAGUUCUUGAUUAGUUGAUAGCUUAGGUCUUCCAGGGAAAAAAAUACCAGUGUUUCACUUGGCUGACAUAGAUCACACCUUCAAACAUUUUUUUUCUUUUCAACUCACACUUCUGAAGAGGAUAAAGAAUGGUUAAGAAAAUAAUUUUUGGACAUUACAAUGUAACUGUAUUAGUGUGGAUUUGAUGUUACUGUGGGCUUGAUUGUUUGCAUUGAAUUGUAUCCAUUUUGAAUUCUGAAGUCCAAUGAGACUGCAGAUAUAUGAAUAUAGCUACAGCACUUGGGGACAGUUUGCAGCAAAUGGUGUACUAUGACCAGAGAAGAGACUCAAGGCACGUCCCCAUAUUGAAAUGUGUGGGUGUAGUCAGCGGUCUUUAAACAUGUCUCACCUCAGUCUCUGUGUUCCUCCAGCUGUGAUCUUUUACCAACCACCAUUUUCCACAAGACAAAGGAGCAGAAUUAGGCCAUUCAGCCCAUUGAGUCUGCUCCUGGUACCAUUCCAACUCUGAACAGCUGGCCUUUGCUCUGUCUAGGGAGCAGAAUUCUGGAAUACCCUCCUUUCUGCUUCUCCUUCCACCUUUUAGAUGGUUCUUGAAACCUACCUGGAGUCACAGAGCACCACAGCAUUGAAACAGACCCUUUGGCCCAUCUAGCCUGUGCCAAACUAUUAUUUUGCCUUGCCCCAAUGUUCUGCAGCUGGACCAUAGACCUCCAAACCCCUCACAUCCAUGUACUUAUACAAACCUCUUAAAUAUUGAAAUCAAAUCUGUAUUCACUUCUGCUGGCAGCUCGUUCCACACUCUCGUCACCGUGUGACUCAAGCAGAUCCCCCUUGUGUUUCCCUUAAACAUUUCACCCUUCACCCAUGGGUGAGACUAGAACUCUAAUUCUAGUCUCACCCUACCUCUUUGAACACUUCUAAGAGUAACCUGUGUUUUGGUGUUAUCAAUAACACUCCAUCGUAGGGAUGUUUUACUAGUCAGAAGUGCCACUGAAAUAUUAUUUGUUGUGGUACUGAUCAGCACUGAACACAGGGAAGCCCCUACUAACCACAAGGCAAGCACUUUGGCAGUAGAAAGUGGGAUCUUUUCCAGAAAUUCUGAGGCAGGGAGCGGUAUUGAUGGCGAACACACCCACGAUGGCUCAGACCGAAUGGUUAACGUGAACCACCAGAUAAUAACAUGAAUGCCAUGAGAAGGGCUACAACUGGUUUAAACCAGGGGUUCCCAACUUCUUUAAUGUCAUUAAACCGAGGGCUCCUUGGACCCCAGGUUGGGAAUCCUUGUUUUAAAGGACAAUUUCUGAUUAUUCCUGUGAAUGGGCCAAGCUUAAUUUCAAAGUCUUCAACAGGGAUUCCAGAAAAACAUUGGCUUACAAUGAAAUGGCCAUGGUGUGAUGUUCUGUUACUUUGAAAUGCAGAGUGUUUCUGAGUCACAUAGAUGCCUCCAGCCCAUCUGAUUUCACACUCUUGUUAACUGACUCUGAAGUCUUGGAAAACAAGACAAAGGAAGUCACAGAAGAUAGCUAGAUGGAAUGAUGGAGAUUUAAGCAGUGUCAGCUGUUCCAGAACUUCUUACACAGCUAUGAUUUGCCACUUGUCCACCAAAAUAAUUAAGGGACAGAGAGGUUGCAAAUGACAGCUGUUUGCCAUUGGGAUGGUUGUCCUAGGGUGGAAGAACAAGAUGAGGAAAAACUCACACAAAUCACGGACAAACUUUCAGCUUGGAGGCACAGUUGAUGUUUAACAAUCCUGUGAAAUAAAUGGGUAUUCAAAUACUUUAAACCAUUUUAGUCUUUUAAAUAAAAAGGAAACAUUGUAUAAAUACACCGGGAAGUUUAUUGAAUUUUUCCACAGGCUAAUGCAGUAAAGUCAAGAGGUUUAACAAACCAGGUUGAGAUCUGUCUCUCAAAGUCUGACUGUUCUACAGAUGCUUACUUUAUGGUUAGAGUACAGCUGUCUUGUGUGUCUUUGGCUGUAUUGAAUGAUAGAAUCACCACGCUCACUGUAACUUUGUGCCAUGGUGACUCUUAGUGAUCAAACUGUAACCAAACUGAAAAUUACUCAAUAAACUUAUAAAUAUCA